This is a messenger RNA of Drosophila sulfurigaster albostrigata, 1300 nucleotides long. RefSeq names its product D-aspartate oxidase (gene Daao2). The record is from RefSeq and is a predicted model, not a curated record. The coding region runs from base 43 to 1065 and encodes 340 amino acids. NCBI's taxonomy places the organism in Eukaryota, Metazoa, Arthropoda, Insecta, Diptera, Drosophilidae. Gene Ontology annotation, molecular function: D-amino-acid oxidase activity; FAD binding. The transcript is spliced from 4 exons.
GCCUCAUUUAGUUUACAACGCGAAUUCGUUGCCAACGGAAUAAUGCUGAAAGUUGCAGUCAUUGGAGCUGGUGUGAAUGGUGUGUCGAGUGCAAUUAAAAUACUCGAGCAUUUUCAGAAUGCCAACAAGAAUGUGCAGGUGACAAUAAUAUCGGACGAAUUCUCACCAAACACAACGGGCGAUGGAUCUGCGGGACUCUGGGGACCCUUUUUGCUCGGUGGCACCGAUGAGAAGAAAGUCUACAAAUGGUCCAAGGAUGUGCAUCAGUUUCUGGAACAGAUCUGGUUGAGUGAGGAUGCCGGAGAGGCGGGAGUGUGUCUACUUCCCUGCGUGCGUUUGAGCACAGAUCCGAAUGCCAGUGUGGGCGACUUUUGGCGUGAUAUUGUCUAUGGAGCAGUUGAUCUAACACCCUCACAACUAGAGGUAUACAACAGGAACAGAGAUGUUAAGUUCACUUCGGGACUCUCUUUUGUUACCUACACUUCGGAACCCAUCAAACUGUUGCCUUUUCUGAUGAAGCGUUUUGUGCGCAGAGGAGGAAUUGUGCAGCAACAGCGAAUUACGAAUCUGGAGGGUUUCAUUAAGGAUUCCUCAUACGAUGUGAUUGUCAACUGCACUGGGCUCGGCUCACGGCAGCUGCUCAACGAUGAGCAAAUGUAUUCUGUGCGUGGUCAAGUGUCGCGGGUCAAGGCCAAUUGGAUUUACUCCGCAGUGCUAGACGAAAGUGACGAUGGCAAUUACAUUAUACCCAACACUGAAUCUGUCGUGCUGGGCGGCACUCAUCAGGAGAAGGACUACAACCUCAAGGUUUGUCCGCAGGAUAAAAGCUUCAUUAUUGACGGUUGCCGUCGCCUGUUGCCGGGUCUACAUCAUGCUCAGCAUAUGUUCGAUUGGGUUGGUCUGCGUCCGGGACGCGACCAACUCCGUCUCGAGGCCGAAAGAUGUGGAUCGAAGCUGGUCAUACACAACUAUGGACACGGUGGCAGUGGUGUCACACUCGCCUGGGGCUGUGCUGAGGAUGUGCUGCAACUGUUGCUAGCGGCACAACUCAAAUCGAAAUUGUAACUGCAACUCGACUGUAAGUGUGCGUGUUAUCAGCAGCAAAUCAAGCACUUGACGCUAGAAUACUAAUUGUCCAAACAUACGACUAUUUGCUUAUACGAUGUCUAUAUACUCGAUCAGCUGCAAUAAACAAAGCUUAUCACAUUUCUGUUAUCAGGUUUGCUCGUAUGUGGAUUUGCCUCGAAUUCAACUGGUUCCAGAGUAAAUUUGAUUUUUGAAAUUGCAGCCCUUGAAUGAA